UGUUCUUUUUUCAGUAUAACAUCAUUUUGUUGCACAGUGUCACUACAAUCAUUUGGCUUAACUUACGGGCCGUAUGGAUAGUUUCCCUGUCUCUGCUGAGUCGUCGUUUUCUCAUUUUAUUCAGGAUCUGUCUGUCAGAGCAUUCCACACAUUGCUGAUAAACCAUGGACAACACCACAAAAGAGGAGUACAAGAUUCAGUCCUUUGAUGCUAAAACACAGCAGCUCCUGAAAACAGCUUUAAAAGAUCCAUCCUCUGUAGAUCUUGAGAAAGUGGCCAAUUUGAUUGUCGACCAGUCUCUUAAAGAUCAGGUCUUCAGCAAGGAAGCUGGUAGGAUAUGCUAUACCAUUGUUCAGGCAGAGGGCAGGCAAGCUGGCUCAAACGUGUUUCGGCGGAACCUCCUCAACCGACUCCAGCAAGAGUAUAAGACACGGGAGGAAACCCGGAGCCGUUCUGUUCAGGAGUGGGUCUGCUAUGUCACCUUCAUCUGCAAUAUCUUUGACUACCUCAAGGUAAACAACAUGCCCAUGAUGGCCCUGGUGAGCCCGGUAUAUGACUGCCUAUUCCGAUUGAGCCAGCCGGACUCUCUUCAUAAUGAGGAAGAGGUGGAUUGUUUGGUCAUGCAGUUGCACCGCAUUGGAGAUCAGCUGGAAAAGAUGAAUGUGCAACGCAUGGAUGAGCUUUUCUUUCUUCUUCGAGAUGGCUUCUUUUUGCACAACGAGUUGAGUUCGUUGGCUCGCUUGCUUCUACUGGAGAUUUUGGAAUUUCGAGCCAGUGGUUGGCGGCUCAGUGAUUCUGCACAGAAGUACUAUUACAGCGAAGUAACAGACUGAGUAGGUUUUCAUAAUUGUGAACAGCAGCUGGGCUAAUCAUGAGGUAUAAAUUGUACGUGGCAUACAUUUUUUCUGGGGAAAAAAAAUCACUUGCAUACAAGUGAAGUUAAGGUUUGAUUUUUCAGAUUGUAAUCUGCAAAUGGCUAACACAGUUGCUUCUGCUGCUGUAGCAAAAUGUUUAAGGAUUUUUUUCCCCUCGAGUGAUUUGGAUUCUUUAGUAAAGACAAUUUUUAAUUUCCAGUAAGGGCUGUAGUACUAGGGUGUUGUACCGUGUUAGCCAUUAUGAAUGUAGA
This is a messenger RNA of Erpetoichthys calabaricus (reedfish), 1126 nucleotides long. RefSeq names its product MIF4G domain containing a (gene mif4gda). The transcript is spliced from 5 exons. Gene Ontology annotation, biological process: regulation of translational initiation. Bases 165 to 833 code for a protein of 222 amino acids. Lineage: Eukaryota; Metazoa; Chordata; Cladistia; Polypteriformes; Polypteridae. Gene Ontology annotation, cellular component: cytosol. Gene Ontology annotation, molecular function: protein binding; RNA binding; translation activator activity. The record is from RefSeq and is a predicted model, not a curated record.